GUCAUUCCUUUUCAGAGGCAUCAAACAGGUGUUUACUAAUUCCUUUUGUUUGUUGCUACUGUAGACUGUUCGAAUCUUUAGACCUCUUGUUUUUCAAAAAAUCAAGAAAAAUGGCCCGGCCUUUACACAUUCGACUAGUGUUGUUUAUGUCCAUGCCGCUGCUGUCCGGACAUGGACAUGCUGGGCACCACACAUUUUGCUACCCUUUGAGUCACUAACAUGGGGAGGGGAACAUGUUUCCCUGGUGUUUCCUCCUUUCAACAAGGAGUGCCAUCCACUUAGUGGUACAUGCUCAAAACAUGUGUUAUGUGAGUUAUGUGUUCCGUGUCGCCGUGCCACCUACCUCCAUUUCUACCUCGACACCCCGUGAACUCACCGCCUCACCGCCUCACUGCCUCACCGCCCUCGGCUCCAGCGCCCUCCCCGCUGUCGUCGCCACAAACGCGCCGGAGACGCUCCCGCAGAGUCGAGUCUUCCUCGAUCGGCCAUGCGGGACGAGGUACCCACGUGGAGCACGACAGGAAGUGACAGCUUUGAGGAGGCCACCUUGCCGAGCAAGGAGGUCGAAGGUCCAGCGAAGGAGGACCCCCCCAAGCGCAAGACGAGCUCGCGCGGCUUCCGGAUCCGUGCCAGCGAACUCCAACGCCUGAAGGCUGAGCAGAACAAGAUCCGGGAGGAAGUUGAAAGUCAAAGGAACUCGCUAGGCGUUUUGCAGCUGGAAAGGCGCUUGCUGGACAUGGCAAGUGAAAUGGAGGAGAAGAACAGCAGUAUUGAGUCGGUGAUUUUGGACUUGGCAAAGGAGCUGGUCACCGUAGCCCAAGAGGUGGAGAAUAUUAAUGGCCAAGGCGCCUUGGUGGAAGGACGCCUAGAGCGCUUGGAGACCUCGAUGUCUCCUUUCGCACCGAGCUUCAAGUUGGAGAACGAGGCUCCGGUCACUGUGGACGACUGGAAUGGAGGUGCACGCCGCUCUCCGUCAGAGUUGGCGUCGCGUCCUGGAAGACCCUUGACCUGGAGCUGCUACGAAGCCCCAGGUCAGCUCGUGGGCCGCGCACAAGAGAGACUGACAAGGCCUCGCACUUUGCCGGUCCUGGGAACAGCGCCUGUGACCUCAGAGGUCCAGGCGCUGGGGGAGUAUCAAUUGAGGUUGGAAGCGUCUGUGGCUCGAGCUCUUGAGCUUCAGAUGCCCGCGGCGGCACAACAGCUGAGCGCCCGGGCGGAGGAGUUGCAAAAGCACCUGGAGAGAGCAGUUUCUGAAGAGGCGGAGCUCCGGAAGAAGGAGUUGGGUGAGGAAGUGGAGAAGGCCAUGGCAUUGCUAACAGAAGUCAAGAAGGAUCUGGAACUCCAUGAGGCCAAGAAGGCUGUGGAAGCGACGCCUGAAGUGGAUGAGGCAGAAACCUGGAGCCCAAAGCAGGGCAAGGUUACAGGCGUGGGAAACACCUCCCACGGAGCAACUGGGGGUCAGGAGCGCGACAAGUUGGCCCAGGAGCCGUUCUCCCCCACGGCACGCGUGGGCCGGCGCCGGCCGAGUCAGCGGAUCUUGGGGGCGUUGGCCUGCUUGGGCGUUGUGAAGCCCACAGAGAAAGGCGCAGAGAAAGAAGAGCAAUGAUUAUUUUUCAAGGGCAUCGGCAUCAGAGCCUUUGACAAGUUUUCUGAGCGGCAGCAUCCCAGUGGAAAAAUGUGGAA
Molecule: messenger RNA, 1683 nt
Organism: Durusdinium trenchii
Lineage: Eukaryota; Dinophyceae; Suessiales; Symbiodiniaceae
Source: the annotation of a GenBank genome assembly